AUGGCUGUAUCAGUCGUUGCCAAUGCAUUUCGAUGGAUUGAUAUACUAGAAAAAGAAUUUGAUAAGACGUUUGUGGACUUGGAUUUACUUUUAGGCGAAAUAGAUUCAGAUCAAUCUGAGAUUACAGAUGAAGGACGAGCAAAAUUGACAAUGUUAAGUUCAUCUUGGGCACAAUUAGUACAUAAAACGCAGACAUUAUCACAAACAAAUGCUAAAAUGGAGGCUCAAUUGAUCGAUACGAAAACUGAACUACUUGAUAUGAAAGCAGAAAAUGUCGCCUUACAACAACAGAUUAAAGAUAUCAUGGCUCAGUUACAUGCAUCACAAUUAGAAUGUCAAACGUUGAAAAACCAAGAAAUAGAUGGAGCUGAUAUCAUAAGAAAACGAUUGGAAGGUCAAAUAAAUCGUCAACGAGACGAAUUCAAACGCGAUGUUGUAUGGGAAAUAAAAGCAACUGAUUUAGAAAAGGAAAAUGUGAAAUUAAAAACUAAUAUUAUUAACUUACAAAGUGAAGUUUAUGGAUCACGAUUAGCUGCAAAAUAUCUCGAUAAAGAAUUGGCAGGAAGAAUACAACAGAUACAAUUACUUGGUCGCGAUCUGAGAGGACCAGAUCAUGAAAAACUGUGGAAUCAGUUAGAAGCCGAAAUUCAUUUACAUCGACAUAAAACAGUAAUACGUGCUUGCAGAGGUAGACAAGUGGCAAACAAAGUUUUGUCUGCGCCUCCUGGACAUGAUUUUAAUACCUUGAAAAAACGUCAGGGAGUUGGUGAAUUACGCACAGUGAAUUUAACAAAAGAGGCAACCGAAGCUCUUGGAAUUUCUGUUACUGGUGGUAAAGAGCAUGGUUUACCUAUUUUAAUUUCAGAAAUUCAUCAGGGAGGAGCAGUUGAUCGAUGCGGUCAAUUGUAUGUGGGUGAUUCCAUAUUAGCUGUGAAUGGAGUUGACUUAAGAGAAACGAAACAUACGGAAGCUGUUCGAGUUUUAUCAAGUGUGAAAGGUAAUAUAACAAUGAACGUCGUUUUUGUUGCACCCGAUAACGAUAGUGAUUCUGAAGAUUUAACCAACUUAACCGAAAAUAGUUUAAAAUAUAAAUUUAUUUCAAAUGAAACCGAUUAUCAGGCAGAAAUACCUCAUCGAAAUCGUAAACAGCAAUCGGUGUCAAGUGAGAAAAAUAGCAGUCAAGAUAUAUUCUCAAAUCAAACAAUAAAAAACAUUGUUAAUGGUAGUAGUAACAGUCCAAAAACGAAAGCAGCAUUAGAACAACCAAUAGAAGAUGGUGAUAGUGAACUAAACGCAAAUGAUGGAGCAUCUGUGAUUGAUCGAUAUCUCAAAUCAACUAAACAAUAUUUACCAUUAAAACGAACAGAUUCAACGUGA
Didymodactylos carnosus is the source of this 1377-nucleotide messenger RNA. NCBI's taxonomy places the organism in Eukaryota, Metazoa, Rotifera, Eurotatoria, Philodinida, Philodinidae. The record is from the annotation of a GenBank genome assembly.